CUGGGUAUAUCUUCCAUGAGGAAACAGAAGGGAGAAGUGGCAUCCAGCAACAAGGGAGGGAGAAGUCACUGUGAUUCCUUCUUCGUCGAGGCACAGCGCAAAGUUACCAGCAUGGAUGUGGAUUACAUUGACUAUGCCGAUUACACUGCAAACAAUGAAAGUGAGAACGACAACAUGGCCACUGGACGGCUGACGUUCAGUAGUUCUCCGUCUUCAUUGACUCGUGUUCUGGUGGCAGUCAAUAUCAUCAUAUCUGUUAUUGGCCUUGGAGGAAAUUCAUUAGUGAUAUGGAUUUGUGGAUGGAAAAUGAAAAGAACAGUCUUCACCACCUGGUACAUCAGCCUGGCCAUUUCAGACUUUUUGUUCUGUGCCUUUUUGCCCCUGGAAGUAUUCUACACGAUCACCACACACUGGCCUUUCGGACUGGUGUUGUGCAAGUUCGCCUCCUCCGCCCUGUUUCUCAACAUGUACAGCUGUGUGUUUAUGUUGGUUCUCAUCAGCGCUGAUCGCUGUAUAAUGGUUUCAUUUCCUGUGUGGUCACAAAACCACCGGACAGUGCAUAAAGCAUUUGGACUUGUUGUGCUAAUGUGGGUCUUUUCUGCACUCCUAACGUUGCCCUCGCUGAUCUUCAGACAAACCACGGUCCACGGCUCGGUCACUCAGUGCUACACCAGUUACAUAUGCCCUUACAGACACAAGGCCGUGGUGCUGACUCGAUUCAUCUGUGGGUUCCUGAUUCCUUUCUUAAUUAUUGUGUUCUGCAGCGUGGUGCUCUGUGUGAAGCUGAGAAGUUUGACCAUCAAGUCAACAAAGCCUUACAAAGUCAUGGCGGCGCUCAUCGUGUCAUUUUUCUUCUGCUGGGUCCCCUAUCAUAUCUUUGUUCUUUUAGAGUCAGACUUGAAGAACCAAAGCCUGGAAGUUCUUCAAACUGGUCUGAAGGUGGGGGCCACCCUGGCUGCAGCCAAUAGCUUCAUAUCCCCAAUUCUCUAUGUGUUCAUUGGUAAUGACUUUAAAAAAAUCCUGAAACGGUCUUUGACAUCAAGGAUAGAGGAAGCAAUUGCGGAGGAUUUCCGUACAGGUGGUCUUGAUCAUUCAAAGUCUAAGGCAAUGGGAAUAAUCUAAAAAUCCAGUUGAAACCUUUGUCGUCAAUGAACAUGAUUAUAGCUGGGUGAUAUUUACUAAAUCAUAUGACAUGUUUUACCUCAGAUGUGUGUACUGUAGCAUAUAUUCAUGUAUGUAUCAAUAAUUUGUUUAUAAUGAUGAUAUAACUUAAUUUACAUGUUAUACAAUAUUACAUUUGCAUUACACAAUUAUCACAUAUGGUUAUUUUUGACUGUUUUGGUCAGCUAUGGAUUAGCCACUGACAUUAGUUAUUGUGUCUUUCUUUCUUAUUUAACAUAGCCUAUAUGUUGUAUUUCAGUUUUUAGAUUUUUAUUAUGAGUGUGAAUGCGCACUGCUUGUGUGUUGUUGUGUUUGCAAAUCAGCUUGCUUUAAUUGCAGGACGAAAGUAUUUUGAGUUGAAUUAAAUGCAUGAUUUACAAUAUAUUAUAAUUUGGUUAAGAUAAAAUAUAAUUCAAGUGAAA
This is a messenger RNA of Cottoperca gobio, 1583 nucleotides long. RefSeq names its product chemokine-like receptor 1. The record is from RefSeq and is a predicted model, not a curated record. Gene Ontology annotation, biological process: phospholipase C-activating G protein-coupled receptor signaling pathway; inflammatory response; positive regulation of cytosolic calcium ion concentration. Gene Ontology annotation, cellular component: plasma membrane. Gene Ontology annotation, molecular function: complement receptor activity; G protein-coupled receptor activity. The transcript has 3 exons. Bases 16 to 1122 code for a protein of 368 amino acids. Lineage: Eukaryota; Metazoa; Chordata; Actinopteri; Perciformes; Bovichtidae.